This is a messenger RNA of Porites lobata, 727 nucleotides long. The record is from the annotation of a GenBank genome assembly. NCBI's taxonomy places the organism in Eukaryota, Metazoa, Cnidaria, Anthozoa, Scleractinia, Poritidae.
AUGGCGGCUUUCCUGUGGGCUAGAAGACUUAACCAAUCUUCUUUCUUAGGGUGUUUUCUGUCUAAUCUCUCCUUUGUAUCCGAAAGCCGUAGUUUUUUUAGGUUAGGUCUGUAUGCUGGAGAUCUCAAAAGUAGAAAACAGGGGCUUCUUCGACGAGAUUUUUCAACUGAAGAGGUGAGUGUAAAUUUUGUAAGGUUUCGAUGCGGUCCCAUGUCACAUUGAUCAGUACCAGUGCUGGAAUGUGAAACUACGUUAUUAUAUUGAUCUCCCAAGAGAUCGCUUUCCCAUCUACGGGAUGGAUUAUUCCACUAAUGUUGGGGUACAAAGAAAUCUUUGGGGAGGGAAGGGGGGGUUCAAGAGCCAUUUCUGAAGGAGUAGCUAUUACGGUACCUUUGAUCAAUCAACAGCAACCCCCUGUCCCUCGAAUAGCAAUGGCGUUUUUCAGGUUUCCUUUUUCCGUGUCCGAAGAAGGGAAUACAAAAUGUCAAAUGUCCGCAUGCAGGUUCGUGGGGGGUGGGGGGGAGGUUAGUGACGGAUAUUGAAAUUAAUUUUUUGUGUGUCCUCCUACUCCAAUUCCAAUUAAUGGAAUGGCUCAUUUCUUAGUAAUUAAAUAAAUUUCUAUCCCAAGGAGUGCUUUAUAACUUUGUCCCUACAUCAGAUAUUCUUAAUCAAAAACAAAAUUUGGGGACAGGGAUUUGCUCUAGGAGACACCUCUGGUGACCAAUAG